Gracilinanus agilis (Agile Gracile Mouse Opossum) is the source of this 2259-nucleotide messenger RNA. RefSeq names its product spire type actin nucleation factor 2 (gene SPIRE2). Gene Ontology annotation, molecular function: actin binding. Gene Ontology annotation, biological process: actin filament network formation; polar body extrusion after meiotic divisions; actin nucleation. Bases 7 to 1950 code for a protein of 647 amino acids. Gene Ontology annotation, cellular component: cytoplasmic vesicle membrane; cell cortex. The record is from RefSeq and is a predicted model, not a curated record. The transcript has 14 exons. NCBI's taxonomy places the organism in Eukaryota, Metazoa, Chordata, Mammalia, Didelphimorphia, Didelphidae.
UCCACAAUGGUGGCACCACCAGCCAACACAGAAGCCCAGAUGGUCCAGUCUCUGGGUUUUGCCAUAUACAGAGCACUGGAUUGGGGGUUGGACGAGAGUGAAGAGCGGGAGCUGAGUCCCCAGUUAGAGCAGCUCAUUGACCUCAUGGCCAACAGUGACUCCGAAGACAAUGGCUGUGCAGUCGCCGAUGAGGGUUAUGGUGGGCAAGAAGAAGAAGAGGAAACUACUGAGUGCUGUAACCUAAGAGCUGUGUCCACAUUUUCCCAAGUCAUGAAGCUGUGUGCUUCCCGCUUGACAGACUACAGAGAAGCCCAAUCUCAUUACCAGGCUGUGUGCCGGGCUCUUUUUGUGGAGACGGUGGAGCUGAAGGCUUUUCUCACCAAGAUCCGGGAGGCUAAGGAAAUGCUGCUCAAACUUCGGGAGGAUGAGUCCCAAGCAGAGAAGCCACAAGCUGACCUUGACAACCUUCGGCACAAAGACUGGGCCCGGCUGUGGGUGCAGCUGAUGCGGGAGUUACGUCAUGGUGUGAAACUCAAGAAGGUACAAGAGAAGCAGUUCAACCCCCUCCCCACCGAAUACCAGCUGACCCCCUUUGAGAUGUUGAUGCAGGAUAUCCGAGCACGAAACUACAAGCUACGAAAGGUCAUGGUUGAUGGUGAUAUCCCACCCAGGGUGAAGAAAGAUGCCCACGAGCUCAUUCUGGAUUUUAUCCGUUCCCGACCUCCACUAAAGCAGGUUUCUGAAAGAAGACUUCGGCCCUUGCCCCAGAAGCAACGAACCCUUCAUGAGAAGAUCCUGGAGGAGAUUAAGCAAGAGAGGAAGCUCCGACCUGUGCAGGGUCCUCAUUGGAACUCUAAAGGUUUUGGGUCCCUACCCUGUAUCUUCAAUGCCUGCUCCAGUGAUGUGAAGUCCACUUCCUGCAUCAACUUGUCCGUCUCGGGUGCUGGGAGCACCUCUCAGCGUCCAGCUCGGCCACGGGUCCUGCUUAAAGCCCCCACCUUAGCAGAGAUGGAAGAGAUGAAUGUUUCUGAGGAGGAAGAAUCUCCAAGUGGGGAAAUGAAGAGGACAAGCAGCCCUCUGCUGCCCCUGAAGCGGGACCGAUCCUUCUCGGAACAUGACUUGGCCCAGCUCCAGAGCGAGAUGGCCAUGGGCCUCCAGCCCGACACUGGACACCUGGGAGGAGGGGAGGAGCAGGAAUCCCGACCCCGCUCAGGUAGCAUGCACACAUGGAGGACCGACUCAACAAACCGUGGCUCAUUUCCCCUUAACUACCAGGCCCUGAUGGAAUCCACUUCCCCUGCCCACAGCUCCCUUGGCUCUAUAGAGGAAAGACCAGAGGGCAGUUCAGCCCUGGACAGUCACUCUAAACACCUGUGGCUGGAAUUCAGCCAUCCAGUGGAGAGCCUAGCUCUGACUGUAGAAGAGGUGAUCAAUGUACGCCGGGUACUGGUAAAGGCUGAGAUGGAGAAGUUCUUACAGAAUAAAGAGCUUUAUAACAGCCUGAAGAAAGGGAAGGUCUGUUGCUGCUGUAGAACCAAGUUCCCCCUGUUUUCCUGGCCAGCUACUUGUCUCUUUUGUAAAAGAGCUGUCUGCACCUCCUGUAGCAUAAAGAUAAAGAUGCCUUCUAAGAAGUUUGCACACAUUCCCGUUUACACUUUGGGCUUUGAGAGCCCUCAAAAGGCUGUGACUGCCAAAGCCAUGCUGACUCGUAGGAAAGAUGUCUUCCAAUCCCUGCAGGGGACAAAAUGGCGAAGUGUAGAAGAAGAAUUCCCUCACAUCUACGCCCAUGGUUGCAUCCUGAAGGACGUCUGUAGUGACUGUACUGGCUUUGUAGUGGAUGUCGUCUGUUCCAGCCGAAAGAGUGUGGACGUCCUCAAUACCACGCCCCGGAGGGGCCGCCAGACUCAGUCUCUCUACAUCCCUAACACCAGGACUGCCUGGGACAAGUGAUGAACUUUUCCAUUUUUCCUCUCAGCCCCUUACUCAGAUUCUCAGUCCUGGUGACUAGCAGGCCUGAGUUCCACAAGCACUCCCCCUGGGCUCUAUGAUAAGGAGGAGGCAGAGGAAAAAGGAAGAGGAGGAGAGACAUGUCUCUCCAACACUGCCCUGACCUUGUCAUCAAGCUUUCAGUGGUACUUUUCUGGGGCCCAAAUUUCGUCUCUUGGGUCAAACUGGAAUGGGGUCCAGUCAUAAGAAACCAUGCUCAUAGCCUUUCCCCCUCAGCACAGCUCCCCCACUUGCCACCACUUCUUGGGUGAA